CAGUGAUAUUGUUAUUCAAUAAAUAAAACAUGUUGAUCUCUCGCGUGUUUCGUUUAAUUCACGAUAAACGCCUAAGCGUGCCCGUUUUAAGAUGUUUCCACCACGAGUUCUCCAAACCCCCAACGGAGCAGCCCAAAGAAAAGGAGGCGCAGGUUAAUAGGAAUCCCUUCCAGACACUUGUCGGCGGCGUGCAAAACAAAUAUAAAGUUUUCCGCGACGAUGAGGCGCCCGAGAUUUUCGAUGUGGAAGAGGCACGCCACCAGGAACAGCAAUUGCCAGAUGAGUCGGACGAGGCUCUGGACCAGUACUAUGGCUUGAAUCUGAAGCGAGGCAUUCGCGGCGUCUUCGAUGUCGAGGACUUGGUGGAGCUGCUGCGCAAAGAGAAUGUGGAUGAUAUAUUCGUGUGCUACGUGCCCGAAGAUCUCAAGUAUGUGGACCAUCUGGUGGUGUGCAGCGGCCGCAGCUAUCGCCACAUGAUAUCCACGGCGGAGUUUGUGCGUCGCAUGUUCAAGAUUAAGCGCACCAAAGGUGACAUUCUGCCCCGCAUCGAGGGCGACAAGAGUCGCGACUGGAUGGCCAUGGAUUUGGGCAACAUUGCAUUGCAUAUAUUUUCGCCAAGGGCCAGGGAGGAGUAUGAUCUGGAGUCGCUGUGGGCCAUUGGCCCCACGUACGAUCGCGAGAGCCAAAAGCCUCACAAUCCCUACGGCGAUUUGUUCAUGGCGCAAGCCCCGCCAGUCGUCGAGCAGCAGGAUGGGAAGGAGGAAACGUUGAAAUAGUUUUGGCAUAAGAGAGAAAAUACACGGCAAAGCAAUCACCAGACCACA
This is a messenger RNA of Drosophila guanche, 824 nucleotides long. RefSeq lists its product as uncharacterized. Gene Ontology annotation, biological process: negative regulation of ribosome biogenesis; negative regulation of translation. The transcript is spliced from 3 exons. Lineage: Eukaryota; Metazoa; Arthropoda; Insecta; Diptera; Drosophilidae. Gene Ontology annotation, cellular component: mitochondrion. The record is from RefSeq and is a predicted model, not a curated record. The coding region runs from base 30 to 776 and encodes 248 amino acids. Gene Ontology annotation, molecular function: ribosomal large subunit binding.